Molecule: messenger RNA, 2695 nt
Organism: Thalassophryne amazonica
Lineage: Eukaryota; Metazoa; Chordata; Actinopteri; Batrachoidiformes; Batrachoididae
Exons: 2
Coding region: 573-2513 (646 amino acids)
Source: RefSeq, a predicted model, not a curated record
GGUUGCCAUGACUCAAGUGAAAGCUAUCAUCUAAGGAAGUUCAUCUGAGACACACUAGUCUGACCACACCAAACAGAAGUGUAUACAAGCCUGUUUCCAAGUACCGUCUGUUUAUUUUACAAAUGUGAUCCAUUCUUGAAAGGACGAUAAAAAUGUAAUUAAUAGAUAGUUUGAGGUGGGGUGUGAUCAAAAAGAUUAUGAAGUCUUCACCGCUGGCAUGGAAUUGCCACAUAGUCCUGCCAAAUCAUUUCAGAUUCCAAGUUAAAACUGUACAGAUUACUCUGUAUCCCACCCCACAGUAACUGAUUGUGCAAUAGUCCAUUCACAUCCAGAAACUAGAAUACCAGCAGCUGGAAUAACUGAGACAGAAUCUUAAUUGAACCUCCUUCAGAUUCAGAUGACCGAGAAAAACCUGGUUUAGAUCAUUUGAGGUCAUGCAGGAUUAGUCCAUCUUGCGCAGAGUUGACUCAAAAGGAGUGUACAAGACUUUCCAAAUGCAAACCCAAGGAUAAUACAAGUAUGUGAAACAGUCAUCUGGAUGAACAUAAAUGGACAACUCCUGAAUCACAAAGAUGACACGGUCUCAGGACUUGCUCAGCAACAACAUGAAAAGAAAUGCCAGGAGAGAAGACAAGAGCAGCAUGUCCUUGGUGUCGGUAUCCACAGCAUCUUCCAACUUGUUUGAUCCAUCACAUCACAGAAACAUUGUUUUAGGUCAUUGUAAGCAAUUUCCUGCUCAGAUGUCCUCCCUGCUACAGGAUUCAAACACUACAGUUUCCACUGAAAAUCAGUCUGCAGAUUUAAUAAACAGUAGCAUUACUGAUGACCCCAAUAAAACCCAAAGUGAAUUUGCAUUGUCCAGUCAAGGUUGUUCACAACUCGAAAGUGAUGAAAGACUGUUGAGUCCUCAACAAAAUACAGAGUUACCCUCACCUCAAACAAAGGCAUUGACUCUGGACUUACUGAGUCAAACAUCAGAAGACACCCCAUAUAAUGAGACUGUCAUACCCGAGUCCUAUCCAGUAUUGCCAGGGUCAAGGUCCCCUCAACUUGAACAGUUUAUACAAGAUACCCUCAACCCAACUUUGUCAGAAUCCAGUGAUGAAAGCCCUGAAGCGGGAGAUGGUUACUUUAAAAUGGUGAAGCCUUCCACUUUUGAAGCUCUUCCACCUGAAAAGCUUUCUCCUACAGAAGAUACAAGUAUCCUCAGGGAGAGUGUGCCAUCUCUUACAGCGUGUACGGAAGAUACUAAUCAAACAGAUGUAGGAGUCACAACACCUGCACUUUUCCAGGAAUCCAUUCAAACAGGACCUGAAGUAGUCCCAGUUCCUCUGGAUCAAACAAAAGCCUUUGAGGUGAAAGAUAAUUUAUCUAUCUGUAUAUCGUCAACUGAAUUUCUUAAUACCCCAAAAACCAAUCAAAGCCCAGAUUGCAAUAAGGAACUCUCAUUCGACUCAAGUUUUACCUUUAAUGUAACUCACGAUAGUAAAUAUGAUGAUGAUGAUCAUCAUCAUCAUGAUGCUGCAGAGACAUGCUCUUCAUCGUCUUUGUCCAAAGUAUCUGCAAAGAGUCACAUGGCUGAGGAACAUGAUGCAGAUCUUAGAGAGGAAGGGUCUACAACUGGCAUUCAUCAAGAAUUGCAUGAAUCAAACAGAUCAUCCGAGGGUGUGGAAGAAGAAACCUCAGUGAAAAGUCUCCAAGAUCAGCUUCCGUAUAUGUUUGGUGACAUUUCAUUGGAAUCCCUUCAGACUGAGGAUUCUUGUUCUCAGUCUCUUUCUGACUUGACUCCAGAAACGGUUACAUCAGCAAAGCAUUUCAGCUUUGGAGAACCAAUACCCUACCCUGGUGCUGAGAAUUAUGACCCCUUCUGGGAUGAGGACAGGACAGCAACAACACAGCAUUCAGGAGAAUAUCUGACUGUAAUCAGUGAGACUUUUGCCUCUGAGUCCUCUGAAUUGGAACCCAGAGCAGAAGGGUCAUCAUCCACCUCUGAUGAGGACUACUGCAUCCCACCUGGGUAUGAGGAGAUCUCUGUGAACUACAACCUAAGGCCUUCACAGGCUACAGAGGUUGUUCACAGUGACACAGACAGCCCAGUAUUUGAAUAUUCAGACCCAGAGUCUUACUUUGACUGCAAACAGGGUGCAUCAGAUUUCUCAGAGGUCGAGCCUGAUGAGCCAAAGACAGAAACCAGAUCAAGUGGAGAUCAACUUCAGGGUCAUUCCAUCCACACUGAAGAGAACAAUAAGAUGACUGAGAAAAGCCUGCUGUCCUCUGGAAGCGAAGAUUAUGAAGAUGCACCUUAUAUCCAAGACCAGUCUCAGAACUUUCAUAAAGAGAGCGAAGAAGAAUCAGUUCACUCUUCGGGAGCAUCUGAUGAAGAGUUCAGCCUGUGUGAGGCCUCGCAGCUGCUUCCCGACUGUGAGGCAGCAGCAGCAUGUACAGAUGAUAAUAACUCUCUAGCAAGGGUAAGAUGGGAUUUGGUGAACCACCUCAGCCAGUGCUGUGAUUAAACAAGUACCAUAUUUGCUUCAAAGAGGAAUGACUGCUCUUCAGUAAACCCAUGGCCACAUGGCUGAAUUUGAAAAGUCCUUCUAUCCCCCAUUUUACUUUCUUGACAGAAAUAAUCACUCCUCACAUGUCGCAUGUUGCUUUGUUUUGUGUCACACAGGCUGAGUUUCCCUCACACCAAAAA